Molecule: messenger RNA, 516 nt
Organism: Penicilliopsis zonata CBS 506.65
Lineage: Eukaryota; Fungi; Ascomycota; Eurotiomycetes; Eurotiales; Aspergillaceae
Exons: 4
Coding region: 1-516 (171 amino acids)
Source: RefSeq, a predicted model, not a curated record
AUGAAGUUCACGAUCCUUGCCUUCUUCCUGGCCAUGAUUGCCUCGGCCUAUGCGUGGUCGGAAUGUAUGCUUGAGUGCGCAGAGGCGGCCGCUUCCAGUGCCGGCUGUUCUAGCAACUAUAAUGCAACCUCCUGCAUGUGCGACAAUACCGUCUUUAUGACUGACGUCAAGGCUUGUCUGUACGGUGACUGCAAGAGUGAUGUGACGACUUUCUUCAGCUUCCGCUCUGGUAUCUGCUACAGCACCUCGACUACCACCGCCUCUUCGGACUCCUCCACCAGCACUUCCAGCAGCUCCUCUUCCUCCUCUUCCAGCAGCGGCUCUUCCGGUCUUAGCCACGGUGCCCAGGCCGGCAUUGCUGUCGGCUGCAUUGUCGGCGGAGGCCUUGUGUCUGGUAUGGCCGUUUACUUCUUCCUUCGUCGCCGCAAGUCCAAGAAGGAACAGGCUACGCGCGAGGCUGAGGAGCGCCUUCCGGAGAAGGACACUGCUUCUAGAAGGUCCAGCGUCACUGUUUAG